AUGAGCACCAUCCCCAGCGUCCACAUUAACGACAAAAGCCCCAUAGAGGACCGCGACACCUCCUCCACCUCCCCAACCACCCGCAAAUCCCUGCACCAGAACAUCUUUGGCAAACUACGUCCCCUCCCCUUCCAAUACCACUGGACAGUCUGGUACGACCGCCAUACCGACGCCCCAGCAGUAGCAACAGCAGCAGCAACAGCAGACUACGACUCACGUCUCUACGUCCUACACGAGGAUGUCGCCGACAUCGCCACCUUCUACCGCGUCUAUAACAACUACCCGUGGGACAAGAUCCGUCUGCGCGACACCGUCCACAUCUUCCGCAAAGGCGUGAGACCCGUCUGGGAAGAUCCCGAGAAUCAGAACGGGGGGUGCUGGCGCUUCCGCGUUCCGAAGAGUAAAGCCCAGGCGUUCUUUCAUGAGAUUGCCAUUCUGUGUAUGGCGAAUGAGUUUCAGGCGGUUUUGGAGAAGGAACACGACCACGUCCUCGGCGUCUCCACCUCCGUCCGCUUCAACUCGCAUCUCAUCUCCGUAUGGAACAAGCUCGGCUCUAAUGAACGGUCUAUCAAGGCUCUCGAACAGACUAUUAUCGAUCGAUUAUCCCCUGAGCUAAGGCCGACUGGGACAGGGUCCACUGCGUAUUUUUAUAAGCGGCAUGAUGAGAAUGAGGGGUUUAAGGAGGCUGUGGAGAGGAGUCAGACAUGA
This is a messenger RNA of Aspergillus eucalypticola CBS 122712, 708 nucleotides long. RefSeq names its product eukaryotic translation initiation factor 4E. Gene Ontology annotation, biological process: translational initiation. Bases 1 to 708 code for a protein of 235 amino acids. The transcript is spliced from 2 exons. NCBI's taxonomy places the organism in Eukaryota, Fungi, Ascomycota, Eurotiomycetes, Eurotiales, Aspergillaceae. Gene Ontology annotation, cellular component: eukaryotic translation initiation factor 4F complex. Gene Ontology annotation, molecular function: translation initiation factor activity; RNA 7-methylguanosine cap binding. The record is from RefSeq and is a predicted model, not a curated record.